GUGCGCGUGAGACCGAGCCAGAGUGCAGGUUGUCUUGCGCUCGCGCUGGUCUGGUCUGGGAAAGAGAGAGAGAGAGAGAGAAAGAGAGAGUGAAAGAGAGAGAGAGAGAGAGAGAGAGCGAUUGAAAAGAAGAAACAUGGAGUAAUUUAGCACUUUUUUCUUUUCUUUCUUUCUUUUUUAAUCUAAUAAGGGGAGGAAGCAGAAGAGGCGCGCGCAUGGACUGCAGCUGGAGCAUGUCAGUGUACAGAUGUUUUCUUCACUCACAGCCAUGUUUAAGCUCCUAACAGCGGCUUUCUGCGUGCUUCUGUCAGUGUCGGGUGUAGGAGCAGCUGAAGGGCGUGAGCUUGCUGCACCUCGAGAUGUUCAUUUCCACUCGGUGAAUCUGAGGAACACGGUGCGGUGGAGCUCAGGAACAGCCGACGCCCGCGGCACCACGUACACGGUGGAGUAUGCAAUAUACGGUGAUGCUGUGGAUGUGGACGGAACCGAGCAGGUGGCGUGGAGGCCGGUGGAACAGUGUGACGACAUCACGCAGAUGGAAUGCGACGUGACGGAACAGACCAACGAUACGGAGGAGGAAUACUACGUCAGAGUGAGAGCUAACGGGCCGAACGGACGCUCGGAGUGGACCGAGACCGACAGACGGCUCAGACUCGCCGACACCAUUUUGGGACCUCCGCAGGUGAAUGUAACUGUGUUGGAAAACAAGCUGCACAUCAAGCUGAGCGGCCCGUUCCGAUGGAGGAAUCCCGGAAAGAAGCGCCAGUCGAUGUUUAACAUCUUCCCUCACAUGGUCUACAACAUCAGUGUGUACAACAACAGCAGCAAACGCACGCAGUACUUCCUGCAGCCGAAAAAGCUCCUGCAGCACGGUCCACUGGAGUACAACUCAGAGCACUGUGUGAGGGCAGAGGUGCUCUCUCUCUCCCUCCAUCUAACCACCACGCCAUCGGAAUGGAUCUGCGUCUCCACCCCUGACGACCCAUUUAAGUUUCAGAUGAUGAUGAUGAUGUUAGGCGUCGUCGUUCCCACCGCUAUAUGCCUGUUUGUUUUAGCUGCAGUCGGAGGUUUCGCUUAUUACUACAUCUGUGGUCACAAACCGAGGCUGCCCAAGAGCGUGAAGGACAUUCAACAGGAUGUACACAUGGAAAGGAAACUCCAGACGUUCCAGCCCGAGAAACAUCUGCCCAGCAUAAAUGUGAUCAUCAUCAACAACACCAAGCUGAGCACAGCGGAAUCAAAACCCAGUUUCCUCGGCCCAUUUCAUCACGGUGCCGACAUUCCAGAGCGCUCGCCGCUUGCUGUCGCGGGGGACGUGAUAGAGGCACCUUACGCAAUGCAGAACGUCCAGCAUACAUCAGCAGCAGCAGGCGUACAAAGCUGUCAUGGCUCUUUGAGUGAAGAUUAUGGCUUGGUACAUCAGGACGAUGGGAACCAGGUCUCCCCUUGCCCAUAUAACCCCCGAGUGGCACCACACUGUGUAGGCGGAGUCAAUCCAUACAUGGCACAGACUGAAAUGACAGAACAAUCACAAGAGAGAUAUGAAGAAGAAGAAGAAGAAGAAGACAGAGAGACACAGACAUUUUGUAACUGGGACCGAGAUACUGGUCAGCUCCAGCUGGACUUCCCUUUGCUGAGCAGGUUCGGCUCGGAGACCUCGGAAACCACAGAGACGCAGAUGAGGCGAAGCGCGGUGCUGCUCCCACGCCGUCCUGUCCUCACCAGUGUAGUGGUCAAGCAGGCUUCAGAGGAGACCGCAGAUGAUGACCCGCUCCUGCAGAUGGAGAAAGACUGGGACCUGCAGGUUCAGAGCACUGCCGAGUAGAUUCCACAAACCUCCGUUUGAUCCCAGUCAUCACUCAGGGAUUUUAUUAAAUGAACACCCAAUGUUCCGUAUCUUAGCAAUAUUGAUGGAGCCCCAAACACCGUCCUCACGCAUGAAGUAGCUCCUGAUGAGCGUCAUGUUUUUGGUUUUAGAUGCAUACACACUUUUAUUUCACUGUAUAAAACAUAAAACAUGUGUUUAAUAUAAUGCUAAGAAAGUUCAUGGUCUUUAUUCCUUAAAGAAUUUCAGCCAAAUUUUUAGAAAAAAUACAGAGAGAGAGAGAGAGAGAGAGAGAGAGAGACAGAGAAAGGGAGACAUGCACACACAGAGAAAGACACUAAGAGACAGACAGAUAGACAGACACAGAGAGAGACAAACUGACCGAGUGAGAGAUAAAGAGGGAGAAAGAUGGACAGAUAGACAGAGAGAGAUAGAAAGAGCAAGACACAGAGAGAGGCAGAGAGAGAGACAGACACAAGGAGAGAGGCAGAGAGAGAGACAGACACAAGGAGAGAGGCAGAGAGAGACAAAGAUGGGGAGAGAGGGACGGAGAGAGAGAGAGAGACAUACACAGAGAGAGAGGCAGAGAGAGAGACACAAAGAUAGGGAGAGAGGGACAGAGAGAGAGAGAGAGACAGAUGCAGAUAGAUAGAAAGAGACAGAGGGAUUUGAUUGGCAUUCUAGCUGUAUACAGUAUACAAUAGCAUUCCAGCAUGAUCACUGAACAACAUGUAGUGCAAGAUAGAUGACAAUACACAGCAAUAAAUACACAGUAUGUUACACACUCAGGGAGAAGCUUAGCUUUAGCGUUUCAUUUGAGUGAAAUACUAAUGUCUAAUCUCUGAACAUUCCUCUAAUGUUUAACUAAAUUCACAACUACAUUCAGGAAUUCAGAAUUGUUUAUUAAAAACAUCUUUGUGUAACACAGAAGUACAUAAAUAAAGAUAUUUUGUACAUUCAUAAAAUUGUUCAAUUAACACUUCAAACUAAUAUACAAUGAAAUAAAUAUCAGACAAAACUAAGUAUAAAUAUCACAUUAUUACACGAACAAAUGAUUGUUAUUGUUAUACAUUUUUUAUGAGAUGUUUCAUUUGUGUGAUUAUUAUGUAUUGUUGUGUGAAAAGCAUUUUUCAGUAUAUUUAUCAUUUUAUUAUCAUCUUCUCCUUGAAUGUGAAAAGUUCAUAAGCAGGAAAAUGCUUAAAUGUCACAGAGACUUUUGCCACAUGAAGGAUUUGUGUAGUAUAUUUUUUUUUUUUUUUUUAUUAAAAGUUAAAUCGAUUUUUUUUCACUUUGGAAUUAUAAGCUGACAGAAUGCUAACUUUUAUCUAAGUAUAAAUGAUGAAGUAUAUUUUAAUUAUAAAGAUUAUCACAAAAUAAACACAAUACCUGAUCAAAGACUGGAGAGAAAAGUGUGUGGUUUGUAACAGGUGUUCAUUUGUUUCACUGAUUCUGAUGUUUGAGAUGUUCAGGUUCUCUCGUGCUGUUUGUCGCCACCUAGUGGCCGAGGAAAAGGUUGCUCAGGGUUCUUCGAUUAGUUAAUGGUUCUAAG
Molecule: messenger RNA, 3374 nt
Organism: Pangasianodon hypophthalmus (striped catfish)
Lineage: Eukaryota; Metazoa; Chordata; Actinopteri; Siluriformes; Pangasiidae
Gene: il20ra
Product: interleukin 20 receptor, alpha
Exons: 7
Coding region: 248-1825 (525 amino acids)
Molecular function (GO): protein binding
Source: RefSeq, a predicted model, not a curated record